AUGGUCGGCGGCGGCGGCGGCGACCUCUUGGGCUCACUGCCCGAUGAGGUCCUCCAGCACGUGCUCUCCUUCCUCCCCUCCCGCGAAGCCGUGCAGGCGUCCGCGCUCUCCCACCGCUGGCGCGACCUCUGGAGAUCCACGCCCGCCGUUCGCGUCCCUGGAUUCGACGCCGGCCACACCCACGGCCUCGAGCAGGCCUUCCCCACGUUCGUCAACCGCUUCCUCCUCCUACGGGACGGGGCCUCGCCGCUGUGCUCCCUGGAGAUCGACGUCGACCUCAGCGACGGGGACAAUUACGGCGAGAACGACCACAACCACGCCUUCAUCAACAAGCAAUUCGACCUGUGGAUCCGGCAUGCGGCGCCGACCUGCCGCACACUCGCUCUCGCCGCUUGCAUCUCCUGCAAGCCCGAGAUGCUCCGGCUGGAGGCCCGGCCCCUCGCCGCCUCCCGGCACCUCACGACGCUUCGCCUCUCCUGCGUCAAGCUAGGCGGCGGAUCCCUCGACUUCUCUCGAUGCCCGGCGCUGCUGCAGCUCGACCUGUGGGGAUGCGACGUCGACGUCGAGGCCAUCGCGUCGCCCUCGCUGCAGGGCCUCAGCGUCGUCGACUGCAACCUUGUGCCAUGGCCUCGCCGAACGACGACUGCGACGAGGAUCUCCACGCCGAGCCUCCGUCGGCUGCAGCUGUCUGAUUGUGUGGGUGGCGCUCUUCCGUGCCUCGAAAGCACGCCGUCGUUGACCACGGCAAUCGUACGGCUCUCAGGGGACAAAAGAGAGGACCGGGGCACUCAUUGCCUGAUUCUUGAUGCCCUGUCGGAGGCGACGACUUUGGAGUUGACAGCUUCGUCUUAUGAUGGACAGGUUAUAUUCCAAAGGGAUUUGAGAUGGUGUCCUACAUUUAGCAAGUUGAAGACUUUGAUACUUAAUGAGUGGUGUGUAUAUGACGACGAAACAGCACUCGCUACUCUUCUUCAGCACUCGCCAAUUCUAGAGAAUCUCAUCUUUGAACUUUCCACGAACUGUCCGUAUAAGUUGAAAGUAAUCCGAAGCUAUAAUACAUGGGAGCAGUUAACUUUUCAGCACCUUAAGACAGUUGAAAUCAGGUGUCAAGUGGUCAGUUCAAAGGUUUAUAAAGUCUUGAAGGUGUUAAGUGCAUGUGGGGUACCACUCGGCAAAAUCAAUAUCCAAGGAACCACCUCACAGUUUGAAUGUUUCAAUUUUGUUUGCACGGGUUUCAGUUCCAAAGAGUGUUGACGCGAUCUAUAUGCACUCUUGGAUUUGUUUUCUCUGGAUUAUUCAGAAACUAGCAGGUGUGCCACUCGGCAACAUGAAUUAUUUUUAUUUUCUAUGUAGGUAACUCAUUGUGCCGUUGAGGUCGGCAUGCGGGUGUGGUGGCGUCGGUUGUAAGACGGGGUAAGAGAAAUCGUGAAAAAAACUCGA
Messenger RNA from Brachypodium distachyon (stiff brome), 1440 nucleotides. Its product is annotated as F-box protein At5g03100. NCBI's taxonomy places the organism in Eukaryota, Viridiplantae, Streptophyta, Magnoliopsida, Poales, Poaceae. The coding region runs from base 1 to 1254 and encodes 417 amino acids. The transcript has 4 exons. Gene Ontology annotation, molecular function: protein binding. The record is from RefSeq and is a predicted model, not a curated record.